This is a messenger RNA of Sinocyclocheilus grahami, 751 nucleotides long. RefSeq lists its product as uncharacterized. The annotation marks the transcript as partial. The transcript has a single exon. NCBI's taxonomy places the organism in Eukaryota, Metazoa, Chordata, Actinopteri, Cypriniformes, Cyprinidae. The record is from RefSeq and is a predicted model, not a curated record.
AUGAUCCACAUUCAGAGGGAAGCUAACUGGAAGAACAUCAUGAGGCCUACUGGUCUAAGUCCAGCGGUUGCACAGCUGGACCAGUGUGGCCUUGUUAACAAUGAGGAAAAGUACCUGUCUUCUUUAAACCAAGCUGUUCACAUGGAAGCGCUGAAGAUGUGUAGCUUGUCUGAGUCGCCUGUGUCGAUAACAACAGAUGAUUUCGAUUUGGUCUGUUCCACAGAAAGAACCAUUGUGUCAUAUAUCAGCAGCGUAAAGAAUGACGCAUCGGUUGUAGAUAACCUAUCGCACGUUAGCGACACAUUAUCCCCUUCCUUAUUCUGCUCUUCCCUGUCCACGUCAUCUUUCAGUGGCUUCUCUCCAUCCUUCUCCUCCCCUUCCUCCAGCCACUCAUCUGGCUCAAUAUCAGAGCUGUGUUUGACUUCUCCAUCUCUUUCAACUCUCUGCGGUCCACCUGAGGCCCAGGGCCUUCUCUACAGUUGCACACCUCCAGAAGGAUGUUUGUAUCCCAAGUCUCCUAAACGAGAACCUGUUGCUGAAUUCCAUCUUUGUAACAAGAAGCUUCUGCACAAGGAAGAACUCUUUCAGUAUCUCUGCACUGACACAGGCGCAGCCAAAGAACAAACCCAGCAUCUUAACCUUCACAAUACUCGGACAGAAGUAUCAGAAAAGCUUCCUACACUGCAGCAGUUGAAGAAUGAUCUGGGACUGAGCGGGUUUCCUGCAGCUGAGGGAAUGAAUGAACACCUGA